AUAGUUUUAUCGUUGCACAGCUGAAAAAUAAGGCAUAUAAAUACGAAACCCUCUCGUACAUAUGUAUGUAUGCUGUGCGUGUGUGUGUGUGUGGUGCAUUCAAGGCUAGGUUGGCUGAUAAAACAACACAAAAAAUAAAACAGAGCAAGUGACUAACUAAACGGCGACAAACACAAAACUACGCGCUAUCCAUUACGCACGGGGAGCAACAAAAAUACAAAAAAUGGAAGCAGUUGCCAAACACGAUUUCUCCGCGACGGCCGACGAUGAGCUCAGUUUUCGCAAAACUCAAAUCCUAAAGAUAUUAAACAUGGAAGACGAUUCAAAUUGGUAUCGUGCCGAAUUGGAUGGAAAAGAAGGUCUCAUACCAAGCAAUUACAUAGAAAUGAAAAAUCACGAUUGGUACUAUGGACGCAUCACACGCGCCGAUGCCGAGAAGCUGCUAUCGAAUAAACAUGAAGGUGCAUUCUUGAUACGGAUCAGCGAAUCCAGUCCCGGCGAUUUCUCCCUAUCAGUCAAAUGUCCCGAUGGUGUGCAACAUUUUAAAGUUCUGCGCGAUGCCCAAAGCAAGUUCUUCCUCUGGGUGGUAAAAUUCAACUCCCUCAACGAACUGGUAGAAUACCAUCGGACGGCGAGCGUCUCACGAUCACAGGAUGUCAAAUUGCGAGACAUGAUACCUGAAGAGAUGCUCGUGCAGGCGCUGUACGACUUUGUGCCACAGGAAUCCGGGGAACUGGACUUCAGACGCGGCGAUGUCAUCACCGUGACAGACCGUUCCGACGAAAACUGGUGGAACGGCGAGAUUGGCAAUAGGAAAGGAAUCUUCCCAGCCACUUAUGUGACGCCAUAUCAUUCAUAAUAAGAUAAAUAUCUAAAGAACACACCGCCACACACAAACACAAAAACCACACCCUACUCCCCACACACACACGCCCACACUCAAAUACAAACAUAGAAGAAGCAAAACAGGAGCAACAGCAACAACAACCACAACAACAACAAAUAACUAAACACAAAUUUUUAAAUAUUUAUAUACAAGAAAUAAGAUGGAUGGAACUCGUAGAUCGCGUAUAUACAUACGAGUAUACGACACUCUAAGCAUACAUAUAAGCCGAAUGCAUUUUUUACAUUUUGACGUUUUUUGAUACUACAUACAAGCAAAAGAGAAAAGAAAACACCACACACAGAACACACAGAGAAAUAGUAGUAUGUAUCCGAAGCAUCCACUUACUACAUUUAAAACCAAAUAUAUAUAUAUAUAUGUGUGUAUAUAGAGCUGCGGUCAAGAUGAGAGAGCAUAAGACAGACGUUAGUUUAAAGUCCCAGACCAGACCCAAACCCCUAAUAACUAGAGAGUUUCCUUGUUAAGGAGAAAGUGGAGUGGAGUGCCAACACCUGGACCGCAAAGAUAUGCACAUACGAAUAUAUAUAUUUAUUUGUAGAAUAACAACACGAACAUGACGAUGGCACUAUUAUUAUUGUAAACGAACCGAUUUUUGAUAUAAAUAUACUAUAUACAUAUAUGUAACUUAAGAUCGAUAGAGAUGAAUAUUUGUGUCCUGUGCUUCGCAGCGAGUGUGUAGCUCCUUAGUUUAUUCGAUGCUCGAGCGUGGAGGCGGAAGAGCAAACCACUUUAAAUUAAUUAUGAUAACAAAUUACCAACAACAAACCCAAACUAUUGCUUAACAAAUUUAUAGAGAAAAAAGAAAACAAAUUCACUAUGAAAACAAACAAAACUUUUGCCUAAAUGUCUCAACAAAACUGAAGACAAUUAAAACAAAAUUUAUAUUAUAUAUUAUCGUAAAUGAUUACCAAGUAAAUUAAAUUAAUUUUUGCAUCGCUGGUUACUAUAUAUAUAUACGAUACACAUAACACACAUACACACGAUCGUAUAUACAUUCAUAAUGCAAAUCGAACGAUAUUAUAAGCCACCGGCAGCACACCAUGCACUUCUCGCGGCUUUAUAACUCAAAAUUGUGUCAAAUUUUGUGUCCCCCUCAUUUCCAAAUUGAAAAAUUGUCGAUAAUUUGUUUUGAUUUUGGUCGCCCGCUACCUGUGUUUUUCUCGACCAGACCACCAACUCGAUUAUAUGUUUAAAUCAAUUAUGAAAAUGCAAGCGAAAAAUGUGUGACAUGUGUAAAAAGUUUGAAACUGCUUGCUAUAUUACAUUGUGCUAUAAAUUAUUACAUAAAACUAUUGUAUUUAUAAAAUGGGUUGAAUCCUGUGUAAGCCUUUUUUUGUCAUCAUUGGCCGACGAUACAGAAUCGAAAUAAUUGCAGCAUUAAUUGAGCAUUAUUUGACUACAUAACUACAUAUAUAUGCAUAAACAAAUGAAAUGUAAUGAGAGUUGCCAAUAUAAGUAAUUUAAAACAAAACAAAAACGAAAACACUUUAGCCUAUUUUUUUACCUAUACGCAUUCAGAUAGAGAGAUAGAUACACAUAUACAUUUUCCUAAUAUUCACAAAUCUAAUGCCUCAUGGAAGAAAUAUGUAACACAUCAGCAAUUGUUUUUGAUGAUGGGCCAUAGUUUAUAUAAGCAGAGCCACAAUUUAAUGGCCAGCUGGGACAGAAGUGUUUUGUACUUUUUGAGCAUAUUUGACCGGCAUUUUGCAAACAUUGCUCUGCCCAUAGAACUAGUAGCAGCAGCCGCAUAUUUAAACAUGUGUAAAUUCUAAUCGUAACAAUAAAGCAGGCAAACAAACAACAAGGUUUAGAUUUAAUUAACAAGCAAAUAAAAAAACAAAUGAAAUAUUACA
Molecule: messenger RNA, 2757 nt
Organism: Drosophila obscura
Lineage: Eukaryota; Metazoa; Arthropoda; Insecta; Diptera; Drosophilidae
Gene: drk
Product: growth factor receptor-bound protein 2
Exons: 6
Coding region: 224-859 (211 amino acids)
Molecular function (GO): protein binding
Source: RefSeq, a predicted model, not a curated record